AUGGACGAUUCCGGUAAAAGGACCGGUCGACGAUCUCGUGUCGCAUGCAAACCAUGUAAUCAACGCAAGAUUCGCUGUGAUGUGACGCAGAUCGGUCCACCAUGCACAAACUGCCAGCAUGAGACGGCUGUAUGUGAGAUUCUUCCGCGCAAAAAGCAUCGGGUAGCAAUCGCCGGAACGGAAGAGACACAAACAAUUGCCCAUUCAGGCGAUAAGACAACGGAUGCGACCACGGACACGGACGGCGUUCUACCUGAUGAUAGUGCCUGCUCUUAUAUUGGUGAUACGCGUGGUCCAAGGCAGUCUGUAUAUGAGUUGUGUCAUCCAGGGGUGCCACAAGAGGCCCAUCAAUCACCCGCCAGCAUUGAACCAGGCAAGAUCUCAGGGACAGGCACGAAUCUUCGACCACAUGAGAUAGAGUAUAUUCGACAUGAAGGAGGAUUUGCGACCAUACCAACGGAUGUCUGUGAUGAACUCAUAAGAUGCUAUUUUCAUCAUGUACAUUUCUUCCAGCCCGUGGUGGAAGCACCAUCAUUCCUCAAUGAGUAUGUACAGAAUGGAACAAAUAACAUCAGCCCUGUUUUGUUCUGGAGUAUGCUUCUUGCAGCGACCAAUUAUGCUGAUAUCGAAGUUUUGCAACGGGCGGGAUUUGAAUCUCGGAAAGCUAUGAAGAGGGCAAUGUACAGAAGAGCCAAGGCUUUCUACGACGUUGACCGCCGCACAGAUAAACUUGUCCUCAUUCGAUCAGUUCUUCUAAUGAGCUUCUGGUAUACAGAUGCCCAGGAUCAUACGGGGGCGUCACACUGGAUUGGAAUCGCCAUCACCCUGGCCCAAGGAAUCGGUAUACAUCGCUGUAGCACCUCUCAAACAAGAAAUAACCACCCAUCAUCGUCUGAGCACCAACGCCUUACUCGUCGUCUUUGGUGGACGUGUCUACUCCGAGAUCGAUGGAUAUCCUUGGCCAAAGGCCGACCUAUGCGAAUUCAUGAUGAAGAUUGUGACGCACUUUUCCCUUGCCCAGAUGAUGUAUUGCACGAAUUGCAGCUUGUUUCUGCGGAGGCCCGGCAGAGAUUCAUUCCUCCAGAUCUAGACUGCCUUGCUGAAAUGUGGGUAAGGCUCGUUAGGACGAGCUUUGUGCUUGGCCGCAUUUUACGGGCUCAUUACAGACUUAAAGCUCCUAAGGCAAGUGUUGAAGAGAUUGAUGGGUUGGCUGCAGAACUGCUAGGAUGCCACCAAAGUGAGCCAACGGUGAUGUACGCCGCAAGUGAUACUGUUCGUAAUCACGAAUAUCACCUCCAGGUCUUUUACCAGUUUGUUCAUUCCUGCCCUGUGUUUGUUUCUUAUCUAACAUAUGCCAGAGCGAGUGUGACUGUACUCUAUCGGCCGUAUAUUUUGAAUUCACCUUCAUCGUUUCCGGAAAACUCGUCAGCCACCUGGCAGAAAAUAGCGCAGAAUCGGGCACGAGAGGCUGCCUCAAUUACAAACCAGACCCUUGAAAAGAUGAUUGAGCUAGAUCUCGUCAAGUCUAUCAAGCCCAUGUUCAUCACAUCCUUGAUUCCUGCCAUGCAAAUCCAUCUAUUCGACUGCAAAUCCAGCAGCUUACUUCAAGCCAACCUGGCGAAGAAUAGGCUCAAUCUCUGCCUGUUAUUUCUAGAAAGUUUGCGCGAUACUUAUUGGAGCGCCGGUGUUAUGUAUCGACUGUUCGAUCGUGCACAAGCUAUUUUGAUCAAUCACAACAACAAUGGAGCUCAGGGCCUAAAUACUCCCAAAAGGACUACUCCUCUCAAUGCCAGGAAUCAGAUUGGGCAAGAAGAUAAUAAUGGUUCCACAACAGAGAUAAUGACACCCAAUCUUGCACAGUAUAUGCCGAAUGGUGCUGGCACUGGUGCACUUGGUGCGGAAGACAUUACUGGCGGAUUUGAUACCCAUUACUCUGCAGAUUUUGAUGCUCUUGAGCAAUUACUCAGCCCUGGUUUUGCAUUGUCAGACCAAUCGCAAGGACUAUUCACAGGUUUUCCCGGAAAUGGGAUGGAUGGAGAGCUACCGCUGAACCUGUAUAAUAUGUGA
Molecule: messenger RNA, 2067 nt
Organism: Penicillium pulvis
Lineage: Eukaryota; Fungi; Ascomycota; Eurotiomycetes; Eurotiales; Aspergillaceae
Exons: 6
Coding region: 1-2067 (688 amino acids)
Biological process (GO): DNA-templated transcription; regulation of DNA-templated transcription
Molecular function (GO): DNA-binding transcription factor activity, RNA polymerase II-specific; DNA binding; zinc ion binding
Source: RefSeq, a predicted model, not a curated record